AUGGGCUGCGCAGAUAGCAGAGAAAAAACAUCCUCGCCAGAAGAAGAAAGAAUUAUUGCAGUUGCAGAGGAUAGGCUUGGGUUUAAAUUUUUAAAUGCCCAAUGAAUUGAUAGGACGAUCCACCGAUAUUCUAUAUCUAAUAAGCUUUCUGAAGCCCAGUUUUCUGCUGCUUUUAAUGAAUUAAGCAUUGAUUUGGCGAAUUUUGAAGAAGAUAUGACCCCGUUUAAAAAGUUUUAUAGUGGAUUCUUAAAUGAUGACAGCUUAACUUAUUCUGCACAACAGCUCAGCUCGCUUGGGAUUUUGCUUGGAAAAGGCAGCGCUAAAGAUAAAGCUUCCCUUUUAUUUCAAAAUUAUGACGUUGAUUUGUCGAAGUCUAUUGAUUAUGAUGAAUUUGUAAUCAUGCUGAAUGAGCUCAUAGAAAUCGGCUUAACAAGGAUCCCGAAACUGGCUUGGGAGCUAGCUGCAGAAGACGAGAAAUUUUUGUUAGGAAAAUACAUGAGGAGGCUUGAAAUCGCUAAACCCAUUGUGAAGAAGUUUUACGUGGUCAUGAUUCACCGAGACAAAGAAGCCGAGCUCUCAUAUGACGAUUUCGUUAACAUGUUUUCAAAAGAGGAGCUAAAAAUGAUGGUAAAUGCUAAAACGUUAAGACAGAUAGCGAUUCAUCAUUAUAAUACAGUAAUUGCCCCUGCGAAUCUAGUGAAAUGUUAUGUAUUAGCAGAGAUGAAGGAGUCGAAAACUCUUCUUGACUCUACUAAAGGGGUAGAAGAAUUAUAA
Blepharisma stoltei is the source of this 774-nucleotide messenger RNA. The record is from the annotation of a GenBank genome assembly. NCBI's taxonomy places the organism in Eukaryota, Ciliophora, Heterotrichea, Heterotrichida, Blepharismidae.